This is a messenger RNA of Cyphomyrmex costatus, 438 nucleotides long. RefSeq lists its product as uncharacterized. The record is from RefSeq and is a predicted model, not a curated record. The transcript is spliced from 2 exons. NCBI's taxonomy places the organism in Eukaryota, Metazoa, Arthropoda, Insecta, Hymenoptera, Formicidae. Bases 76 to 378 code for a protein of 100 amino acids.
CUAAACCUAUCACUGCAUCAAAGUGCAACAAUUGUUAUUGACGAAGUUUGCAUUUUUUGGCAAAAAUCAGGAAUUAUGACAAGAAGAAAACAAAAAUGCAUUGAAAAAGUAGAGAAACUUUAUGAUAGUUAUGAUAAAUUACGAAAAAAUUCUAACCGUAAAUCAAUUGGCCAGCAAAACAAAGAACAAGAAUUCGUUUCGAAUUUCGAUAACUUAUUCGACAUCGCACAUACAGAUAUAAUAAAUAUGAUAUCUAAAGAAAAAAUGGAGUUCUUAAGUUGUCAACGAGAACCAGGUCGAAGAGGUCACAUAGGUGGCCUUGAAUGUAUUGAGUCUGUCGAUGCUACAACUCAAAUAGAUGAAUCAAUGAGUUAUUAGGAUUCCCAAAGCACAGGCACUUUCAGCCAACAAAGUGUUGAAACUGAUUCAAGUCACGAA